Dipodomys ordii (Ord's kangaroo rat) is the source of this 872-nucleotide messenger RNA. It is a transcript of the gene Gpx7, whose product is annotated as glutathione peroxidase 7. The coding region runs from base 43 to 474 and encodes 143 amino acids. The transcript has 2 exons. The record is from RefSeq and is a predicted model, not a curated record. NCBI's taxonomy places the organism in Eukaryota, Metazoa, Chordata, Mammalia, Rodentia, Heteromyidae. Gene Ontology annotation, molecular function: glutathione peroxidase activity. Gene Ontology annotation, biological process: response to oxidative stress.
UUUUGUUGUUGUUUUUGUUUUGUGUUUUUGUUUUUUUUUACCAUGCAGGUAUCUCUGGUGGUGAACGUGGCUAGUGAGUGUGGCUUUACAGACCAGCACUACCGAGCACUGCAGCAGCUGCAGCGGGAUCUAGGACCCUACCACUUCAACGUGCUUGCCUUUCCCUGCAACCAGUUUGGCCAGCAGGAGCCAGACAGCAACAGGGAGAUUGAGAGCUUUGCUCGCCGCACCUACAGUGUAUCUUUCCCCAUGUUUAGUAAGGUCGCAGUCAUUGGCACUGGUGCCCAUCCUGCCUUCAAGUAUCUGACCUAUACUUCUGGAAAAGAGCCCACCUGGAACUUCUGGAAGUACCUCGUAGCCCCAGAUGGAAAGGUGGUAGGAGCAUGGGACCCGACUGUGUCUGUGGAGGAAAUCAGGCCUCAUAUCACAAGCCUAGUGGCGAAGCUCAUUCUGAAGAAGCGAGAAGACUUAUGACCAAAUUCCCUGUCCCCUCCCUUCCCCAUCACCUUGUAUAGGUGACCAGAACAAACAAGUGGUGCUUCCCAGUGACAGAUCUACUGGUCCUCUUACCAUCUCUAUCACUCCUACGGGGAAAAUUUUCUAGCAUUUUGAUUAUUUGAACCAGAGCAACUGAUAGGAAUUACUACUGGCCACUGAAACUUCUUUUGAUGGUGAAUCACCAGCUAAUAAAAACCUCUAGCCAAUGGGGACAUGUGACAGGCAGAGGAUAUAAAGCAAUAAUCUCGUCCUUGGCCAGGUCUCUGUAAAAUGGGACUGAUUCCUACCUCACAGGGCUCUUAGAAGGGUUGUGAUGAGAUAUAUGUAAAAGUGCCUUAAGUAAUACAAGCCAAAUAGAAAAUAUUCAAUAAAUG